GUGCGCUCAGACGCCAAAAUAGGAACAAUAUAUGCUUUCUCUAUCGUUCUCUAUGGGUGGGAGAUUUCCAAACUUUUUUUUUUAUAUCUCCCUGUCAUCACAUGAACAUUGAAGAAGUGACUGGUUGCGACUUCAACUGUUUGUUGUUGUAGCUUUCGUUUAUAACCACAUUUUCAUAGCAUUUGUCCUACAGAAUGCGUUCCCUUGGACUGUGUAGUUUGAUGUUGCAUGUGAUCGUUGUUUGUUCCACGGAAUUGACGUUUGAGUUACCUGAUAACGACAAGCAAUGUUUCUAUGAAGAGCUCCAGAAUGGAGUGAAGUUUGACCUAGACUUUCAAGUGAUUGCAGGAGGGAACUAUGAUGUGGACUGCUUUGUAACAGAUCCAGUGAAUAACGUCCUGUAUCAGGAGAGGAAGAAGCAGUACGAUAGCUUCUCUCACACCACCACUAUGAAAGGAACCUACAAGGUCUGCUUCAGCAAUGAGUUCUCUACCUUCUCCCACAAGACAGUCUACCUGGACUUCAGGUCUGGAGAGGAGAGACCCCUACUGCCUGACAUGAACAGAGACACAGCCCUAACACAGAUGGAGUCGGCCUGUCUGUCCAUCCAUGAGAUCCUGAAGGUAGUGUCUGACUCUCAGACCUGGUAUCGGUUACGGGAGGCUCAUGACCGCAUCAGAGCAGAGGACCUCCAUGAGCGUGUGUCCUAUUGGUCGAUAGGAGAAACUAUAAUCCUUUUCACUGUCAGCAUUGGACAGGUUCUCAUUCUCAGGAGCUUCUUCAGCGACAAGAAGGGCAGUGUUUCAGCCAACACAUAGAUCCCACCAUUAUUAUAUAUAUAUAUGAUACAUUCUAUAAUACUGGGUUAGUGUUGCAGCCAACACAUAGAUCCCACCAUUAUUAUAUAUAUAUAUAUAUAUGAUACAUUCUAUAAUACUGGGUUAGUGUUGCAGCCAACACAUAGAUCCAACCAUUAUUAUAUAUAUAUAUGAUACAUUCUAUAAUACUGGGUUAGUGUUUCAGCCAACACAUAGAUCCCACCAUUAUUAUAUAUAUAUAUAUGAUACAUUCUAUAAUACUGGGUUAGUGUUGCAGCCAACACAUAGAUCCCACCAUUAUUAUAUAUAUAUAUAUAUAUGAUACAUUCUAUAAUACUGGGUUAGUGUUUCAGCCAACACAAGAUAUUGUAUUAUAGGUCAUCUGCAACUAGACUGUAACCUACCUUCAUACCCCACAACAAACUGUAGUCCUAUACAGUUAUAUUAAAGGACUUCAGGAACUAUUAAAUCUGUCUGCUAUUAAGACUCUAGCUUGUGGACUCUAGCCUCUGAAAAUGAAAUACUGUGGUUGCAACAGCUGUUUAGUGAUUUCAAUCAAAAUAGGUUAGCAACCUAACACCUGUGGUACACCAAGCCUUUAUUUCUUUUUGUCUCAGUGUACAUCAUUAAUUUGUGCUAUGACAUUAAUUUAUUGUGUGUAAAACGUUUUGCUGGUCUGUCUCGCCCUCUCUCUUGUACACAGUCACACACACCAUAACCCCACAAUUUGAUUUCCAUUUCAAAUCCUAUUUUCCCUUUCCUUAACCCCAACCCCUAAGCUUAAAAUAGCCUUUGUCCUUGAAUUUUCCUUGUUUUACUAUCCUUGUGAGGACUUUUGGCAAUUCCUGGGCCACUUGAAGAUAAGGGCGUGUCUUGACUAUCAUUAAAGUCAAUGUUAUAUUA
Messenger RNA from Oncorhynchus keta (chum salmon), 1721 nucleotides. It is a transcript of the gene tmed3, whose product is annotated as transmembrane p24 trafficking protein 3. The coding region runs from base 195 to 818 and encodes 207 amino acids. Lineage: Eukaryota; Metazoa; Chordata; Actinopteri; Salmoniformes; Salmonidae. The transcript has 3 exons. Gene Ontology annotation, cellular component: COPI vesicle coat; Golgi apparatus; endoplasmic reticulum-Golgi intermediate compartment. Gene Ontology annotation, biological process: Golgi organization; endoplasmic reticulum to Golgi vesicle-mediated transport; intracellular protein transport. The record is from RefSeq and is a predicted model, not a curated record.